UGGAACUUCUGGUGACACGGAAAACUUGGAAACACCCAGUACAACAGUGUAGAAAUGGACAACAACUGGGUAUAAACAUUAUCGGCGAUAUCUGUUUUGGUUUACUGGGAUUAUACACAAAAAUCGUCACGAUGUGGAACACCGUGUUGGUUGCCACAGCAAUUUUCUUGUUGACGGGACCCGGAUGUUCAUCUGAAUAUACCUUCCGAGAGCUCGAUACCGACAACAUUCUCCUCCUGAAUGUUGCGGCCAAAGGACGACUCGUGGAGCGUCUCACCGACUCUGUCACUCGAUUGGAGUCUGCGAGAGCGAAAAUGGUGGAUUACGUAAAGGCUUGUUUCUACAAUGCCACGUCAAAGACAGACGCGUGUCAGCUGUGUGUUACGGAAGCGUGCGAGAAACGCGCCAUGGAAUGUAGACUGGAUGUGGCUGCCAUAGAGACGAUUUCUGUGGACAGCACAAGUAACCGCAUCACACAGAAAAAUAACCCGGAUGACGAAAUUCCUGGGGUACAAUUCCUAACGUCACCGUUACCAGUAGAGAUGGGUCUUGAGGGUUUCACAAAGAACGCGGAGGAGGACAUCUUAGCGGACGUACCGUCAACACUCCGCUCACAAGGGGAACAGUUCCUACACAAGGCAGAGGGCAAGCUCCAUAAACUUCAGGAGAAUCUUAAGAACACCGUACAUGAACUUCCGGGAUUAAUUCCGCGAGUGCGUGGAGCUAUCGAGAGUGUAAGCAACGACAUUGACGUAGAGUCAUUGAUGGGCGUAGCCGACAAGGCGGCGGAUUCUAUAUCCAACGUGAUCACCGACAAGAACAUUGACCAGGCCGUAACGUCCGUCAUGGAACAGAUGCCUACCAUCAUGACGCAGGUGAACAAGAAGAUGCAGCAGCUGACGUCAGUGAUGGGAAGCUUUGUCUCAAACGCCAUGGACCACCUCGGGGAACUCAUGAAUCAACCCAUUCCGGUACCAGUCCGGACCUGGGUUGACAGCCCGGACGGUCAAAUCCCUGUUUCUGAGGAUAUGUCGGAGCCGGGCUCGAAGCCACAACGCACGCGCAGUAGGUGGGUGGUAAAGCAUAUCCGAUUAGGCGGGAAUUCCAACGGGGGAGCUCAAGGUAUCUUCGUCAGUAGUGGCGGGUUCACAAGGCUCAAGAGAAGCACAGUGGAUUGUAAGGAAGUAUCACGUGAUCCACAAGGGGCAUGCAAGGCUUUCCACUUCCAGUGCGCCGCCUGCAUGGACGACACCGCGAUCCUGAAGGAAUCAUGUGGAAAGGACUCUUUGCGGAUGAUGCUGGCCAUCAAGCGAAUAGACAUCAAGGCAGCUGACUAUCUGAUGACGUACUCAAAGCAUAUCAAGACCGGCAUGGUUGUCCUCAAGGUCAAGUAUGACGAAAACAGUUUUGACCCCCGAACAUCAACGUACAGGAUUGCUUACGUAACAGCAAAGAUUCGUGGCGAAAUUGUGACGUACAAAACAACGUCAUUGCCAAAUAUCGCUGAUUUGUCGACGUCAGGCAGCGAGAUCGGAGAUGAGAUUUGGAUGAUAUUGGAUGAAGAUGAACAUACUACAGACGGCGUCAGUAAGAAACUGAAUAAAGUCACACACGAAAACGGAAGUCACGAUCACAUGACACUGGGCCUAAAGCAUGAUGGGAAAUCGGCGGCAUCCAUUAACAGUGUGAUGUGGGGUGUGGUUAGCUUAGUGAUGUAUCUUGGAUACAUUGCUUUGUAGAUUUUUUCGACAGAUGAAAUUUUCUUUUAGCCUUUAUCCACGUGUUUAACAUAUUGAAGCUCAAACAGAUCACUGGAAAUGCAACAUGGCGCCGAGUUGGUCAUCAACGACAGUUUCCAACUUGACACAAACAUAAAUGACGUAUUUAAUGUUUAACUUCAGCAGAAACCUAAUACACUACAAAUGUUUCUGAUUUUAGAAUGAAUUAUCCAUUGCGAAAUCAUUAGAAAUGAAUUAAAUUAAACUGACUUUUUGCUUACGCUGAAAAGAUUUCAAAUAGAUCUGAAUAUUUAUGUAAACUUUAGAUAUUGGAUGAGUUUUACUCAGUAUUUCUAUAAGAAAGAAAUCACCAACCUAUUGUUUCAAAACGCACUCUUUAGUUUGGUGUUUAAUCAUGAUUUGUAUAAAAAUGUUUUAUAAACUGGUAAAAGAAUACUGUAUGCACAUAGUAAAACCAGAGACUAUUAAUAUAGGUCUCUGGUAAAGCAUAAGAUCGUUUAAAUUUAGUUUUGACACAAUUAAUGUUUUUGUCUUCAAUAAUAAAACAUUAAAAUCAAAUAAGAUGUUUAUGUAGGUUCCAUGGUUGUAUGGAAAACACGGAUAUUAUUUAUUUUCAAAUUGAUCCAUAUUAGGGACACAAUUGUCUUUAAACUAGUGCUUGGAAUCUGGUCUUUAUAUAUCAUCACAACUUGGUUGUACGUCAGAAUUUUAUGUAUGAUAUUAUCAAGGCUACUCCAAACAUGAAUAUUUUUUCAUGAUUAUCAUGGCAUGGCCAUUUUGAACAAAACAUGAAUUCCUGGUGGAGGUGUUCACGUGGCCAGUCAUUAAGCGGUGUGUAGUUAAGGCUAUAUGCUACCUUAUAAUUAGUUAUCAAUCCUUCAAAGUAUACAACAAUUUGUAGAGAUUUCAUGGGGGCUCGGCCUAUGCUGUCGUAAACGGAAUGAAAUUUAAACAAAUGAGUGUGCUUUUAUUACCGAUUUAUGUUGGGUUUCUUUUCAGGAAUACAACCCCAAACAAUAGUGGAUUUAAUCCAACUACGAUGUAAGGGGCGAUAAAACUACUAUAACAAAUUCUUAUAAAAGCAUCUUGAACGAUAACUUCGUCGAACAUGCUGGUAUCAUUCUCGUAAUUAUUCAAAUUUGCUGAGAAUAAUAAUUGAAAUAUAGGGGAGAUAACUUACUGUAUCAAGUGUAAGGUAGCAUAUAUCCUUAAUGCUAGUUCCUAAGGAAAGACAGGGACACUUAUAUAAACGUAUACUGCCAUCCAUCAGUUCCUCGACACAAUUUUGAAAUUCAGUAAAUUCGACAUAUGAAUCGAAGUGAUAUUCGAUACGGAUAUUGACGAUCUACUAACACUCAAAAUGCUCCAUUUCUUUUUGCCAAAUCAUGUCUUUUUGGAAAUUUCGUUAAAGUGGGAGCAUAUUUAUUAUAAAAUAACCUUUUUUGAAGAGAUCAUUAAUAGGAUGUGAUGUUAUGGUUUAAUCUAAAAACUAAUUCUACACAUUUAUUUUGGAAAAUAGGUCUCUUCCUUGACCCUCCCUGAAACGUCAUCUAAUAAAAAGUUGCAAAAUUAAAGUUUCUGAUUUCAACAUGCCGAAUUAGUGUGUAUAGUUUUUUCUUGGAUGGCAGUUAUAUAAUACGUCCCUAAUGAAGUCUAUCUUUGAUUUACAAUGAUUUUUUUUUCAUUUUCAUUUGAACAAAUAUAACAAAAUUAGUAUUUAUUUUUAUGUUUAUGAUCAAUUGUCAGUCAUUGUUAAAUAAGACCACAUCUAAUUUAUAUUAUUUCCCCCUGUGUACUCACAGGUAAUAACAGAGACCUAUAUUAAUUUUGUAUAUAAGUCUCUGAUAAUAAUGAGAGUCUGCGGGGGAAAAUAUUUUAGUAGAAACCAAUUAAGGAACAUACAUAGACUUGGAAUAUUUUUGAUUAGUAUAUUAACAUAUAAUAGCCACAUUGAUUAUAUUUCAGGUCAUCAGUCACUCACAUACCUUUGAUACAAACUCAAAUUUUAGAUCUUUUUUCUUUCGUGUGAGAAAUGUAUGUUUUUGAAAUUAGAUUUCGUUUUAUAUGUUGUCCAUCUGUAUAUCUUGUCAUCAUGUGGAAUAAUAAAGAUUUCUUAUUUGAAAUAAAUCGUUAUUUCACACAAUUAGCUUGUAUGUA
Pecten maximus is the source of this 3896-nucleotide messenger RNA. RefSeq lists its product as uncharacterized. Bases 132 to 1739 code for a protein of 535 amino acids. Lineage: Eukaryota; Metazoa; Mollusca; Bivalvia; Pectinida; Pectinidae. The transcript is spliced from 8 exons. The record is from RefSeq and is a predicted model, not a curated record.